Trichomycterus rosablanca is the source of this 2434-nucleotide messenger RNA. RefSeq names its product JunB proto-oncogene, AP-1 transcription factor subunit b (gene junbb). Gene Ontology annotation, biological process: regulation of transcription by RNA polymerase II; regulation of cell cycle; regulation of cell population proliferation. The record is from RefSeq and is a predicted model, not a curated record. Lineage: Eukaryota; Metazoa; Chordata; Actinopteri; Siluriformes; Trichomycteridae. Bases 260 to 1210 code for a protein of 316 amino acids. Gene Ontology annotation, cellular component: transcription regulator complex. Gene Ontology annotation, molecular function: DNA-binding transcription factor activity, RNA polymerase II-specific; transcription factor binding; RNA polymerase II cis-regulatory region sequence-specific DNA binding. The transcript has a single exon.
GGUAAGCGAGUCCACAUGAGCGCUGGUUCGUAAGGGAGCGCACACUGACUUUAUCCACUGCACUGAUUUAGAAGAGAUUCGGGAAGACACCUUGGACCAGAUCUUAUUUCUAAAGCUGCUUUUAUAAGAAGGACGUUUACUAUUUUUUGGGUGGAACAGCCUAAGAACAGCACAAGAUCCUGAGCGAGCUUGAUCACUGCAGACUUUGAAUUAACGGCACACCUGAGACAGGUAACAGUCAGCUCCGACAACGCAUCAUAUGUCCACAAAAAUGGAGCAGCCGUUUUACCAUGACGACUCUUUCCUGUUCGGACACACAGAUGUCGGACUUAAUGACUACAAGCUCCAGAAGCAGCACCAGCAGCAGCAGCAGCAGCAGCAGCAGCAGCAGCCCAUGAGCCUGAGCUUGAGCCUGAGCGAGCCCUACAGAAACCUCAAGUCGGACCUGUACCAGGCUUCCCAGGCGGACGUCGGCUCUCUAAAGCUGGCAGCAAGCUCUCUAGAGCUGGAGAGGCUGAUCAUCCAGAACAGCAACGGUGUCCUGACCAGCCCGACUCCUCCUGGUCAGUACAUGUAUGGCCGGACCAUCACGGACGAACAGGAGGGCUUCGCUGAGGGUUUCGUCAAAGCUCUGGACGACCUGCACAAGAUGCACCAGCAACCCCCUCCCAACGUGUCGAUUGGCGCCGGCGGUGUGACGACGUGCUCGGCGUUCGGCUCCGCCCUGCAGCCCGAGGCUCCGGUCUACACCACCCUCAGCGCUUACUGCCCCACACCGAGCUUACCGUCCGCCACGAUCAGCUACCUCCCGCCGCACAGCGCGCACGCCUACCAGAACCAUCUAGCCGCUGUUCCGCACCCAGCCCAGCGCUUCUCCGCUCUCAAGGAGGAGCCACAGACCGUCCCGGACAUGCACAGCAGCGACGGCUCGCCGCCCGUGUCUCCCAUCGACAUGGAGAGGCAGGAGCGCAUCAAGGCCGAGCGCAAGCGCCUGAGGAACCGACUCGCCGCCACCAAGUGCCGCCGGCGCAAGCUGGAGCGCAUCUCCCGCCUGGAGGACCGAGUCAAGGUGCUCAAGUCGGACAAUGCGGGACUCUCGAACACCGCGUCUCUGCUCCGAGACCAAGUGGCGCAACUCAAACAGAAGGUCCUGAGACACGUUAGCAGCGGCUGUCAGCUCGUGCUGACCAGCAAGAUGGAGGCUUUCUGAAGACACAUUCACUAAUAUCACAAACACUGGAACAUUCAUGCUCGUGAAUGGACACGCUGACGUUCUACUGAAUGACCUGAGGGUCAGAACGGUACCUCUGAGUCCGGCCGCCGGGCGCCGUUCAUUCAGGGCGACCACGAAGAAACACACAGACUGUGAGAACUCUAAAGAUCAAGAUGGGUUUGAUUCAGUGCAUGUUGCUUUAACCAUUCUGUCGGUGCCAUAGAAUCAUAUUUCCACGAAUGUUUACAUGAUAUGAUGUCGUUGGUUCAUAAAGGCGCCACAGAAAACGUGCACAUUAAAGCUGCAGUAUGUAACUUUUGGACAUGUCAGAAUUCAUGGUAGUUUUUUAGACUGAUUCUAGUUGGUUCUUUGUGGCACAAAAUGCCUUAAAGCAUCCAUGUAAAGAAUGUAGCAUGAACCAUUGUUUGCUUCAGUGCAUGUUACUUUAAGCUAUUCAGUGCCACAAAAUUAUUUCUCCAAAUGUUUACAUGAUGUGGUGUAGAGGGUUCUUUUUGGUGAGGUUUAUUGUGUAGCCACAAAAAUGCACAUUAAAGCUGCAGUUCGUAACUUUUGCUGGAAUUCAAAAGUACUGGCAUUGUUGAGGUCAGGUUUCGGAAUCAGAAUCACAAUCACAAUCAGAAUACUUUAUUGAUCCCAGAGGGAAAUUGCAGUUCUUACAGUAGCACCCAUUUAUGUAGAAAGAAUAAACACUCUACUAGCUUAUAGAGAAAAAAUUGCAAAUAGAAAGAAAAAUUUGCAAAUAGAUAGACCUGGGUAGACCUGCUUUCCACAGAUAAUCCAGUAAAUCAUGCAAAAUUGGAUUAUCGUUGCAAACUUGGAAUAUAAUUCCACCAGAGAGCUCUCGAGUAUCUAAAAAGUUACACAGUGCAGCUUUAAACAACAAAACAAGGUCAUUCUUAAAACCUAUCCUGGCAUUUUUAUUUUCAAGAAGAGACAAGUGGGCCGAGAGAACAUGCCAGGCCAGUAUCACCUAGUCUAACUCUUUAGUAUUUUGUUAUGAUCAAAGGGAGAUUUGUAUGUUUUAGUAGCUUUUAUGAUGUCAGUACAUCUGAUAAUAUCUGACAUUUCUAAAUGUGCAUAAUGUGUAAAUUAUUUUCGAUUCGGGUUGAUCCUGAUUCGCGUUAACAGAUGUCUUAUGUUUACAAUGUUUUUUUUAUUAUUAUUAUUUGUGUUUAUUUAAUUAAAGACAUUUUAAAUACA